AAACCCGGUGCAGGAGCGACAUUUGAAUGGACCUGUUUGGUGAGCUCCUUGUGCGUAACCCUCUUUCUGUCCGUCUUGUGCAUCCGUGAUGGACUCGCCUUGCUGUCGAGGUGCCGGCUAACAGCUGCCAGCGUGGCCGACAAGCGUCGCAGUGAUUACACUUGGCAUCACCCCGACCUGUUCUGUUUCCUCAGGACUCCGAGCUCCAUCCCAAAGAUGCUGAAACCCAUCCGGAGCGGCCUGUUGGCGAUCGUGGGCGUGCUGCUCUUUCACGCGGCCGGCGGCGUGAACAGCCAGUGCUGGCAGAGCAGCAGGUGUCGGGAGCUCAGCACGGAAGCUGGCCUUGUGGAGUGCAUCAAAGCCUGCAAGCUGGACCUGUCUGCAGAGUCACCUGUGUACCCAGGUAAUGGCCACCUGCAGCCUCUGUCUGAGAACAUCCGGAAAUACGUCAUGAGCCACUUCCGCUGGAACAAGUUCGGCAGGAAGAACAGCAGCAGCGUCGCUGGCCACAAGCGAGAAGAGAUCCCCAGCAAUCUCCUCUUUGGCUUCUUCCCUGAUGCUUCCCCAGCUCAAAGAGGAGACAACGAAGAAGAAGGAGCUGCCCUCGAAAGGCAAGACAGCAAACGAUCCUACUCAAUGGAGCAUUUCCGAUGGGGGAAGCCAGUAGGCAGGAAGAGGAGACCCAUCAAGGUCUAUCCCAAUGGGGUGGAAGAGGAGUCCGCCGAGAGCUAUCCACUGGAGUUCAGAAGAGACCUCUCUAAGGACCUGGACUACCCCGAGUUCGAGUCUCUGGAAAGCCCAGAGAGCGAGGAAGAGAUGGUCUCAGAGGAGGAAGAGAAAAAAGAUGGAGGGUCCUACAAGAUGCACCAUUUCCGAUGGAACACCCCACCCAAAGACAAGCGAUACGGGGGCUUCAUGACAUCGGAGAACAGCCAGACUCCUUUAAUGACUCUUUUUAAGAAUGCCAUCAUAAAAAAUGCCUAUAAGAAAGGCCAGUAA
Messenger RNA from Mauremys reevesii (Reeves's turtle), 999 nucleotides. It is a transcript of the gene POMC, whose product is annotated as proopiomelanocortin. The record is from RefSeq and is a predicted model, not a curated record. The transcript has 2 exons. Bases 217 to 999 code for a protein of 260 amino acids. Gene Ontology annotation, cellular component: extracellular region. Lineage: Eukaryota; Metazoa; Chordata; Testudines; Geoemydidae. Gene Ontology annotation, molecular function: hormone activity.